AUGUCGACUGUUACCAACAUUGUGCCCAAGGGAUUUAGGUUUCAUCCCAAGGAUCGUGAGUUGGUGAACGACUACCUCUGCAGCAAGGUGAAUGGAGAAGAGUCGGUGGAUUCAACGCUGAUCUAUAAGUUGCCGGAGGUCGACGUCAAUGCGGAGGAGCCUUGGGAGAUUUGGGAAAAUUUUGGACCGGAAGACGACGAUGAAUCCUUGUAUUUCUUUGCAGUCACCAAGAAGUUGAACCCUAAUGGUAAAAGAAUUGAUCGCAGGACGAAAUCUGGAUUGGGGACAUGGAGUGAGGGAGAAAGAUCUAAACCGAUAAAUGAUGUGAAGGGAAACCCAAUUGGGACAAAGAGGAAAUUCCGGUGGGAGAGUGAUCGUUCUGUGCAUCAUGCUGCUUGGCAAAUGGAGGAGUACAGCAGUAGUUUUUCUCCCCAUUGGGUGAUUUGUAAUCUCAGAAAGAACAAGCGCUCAUCUGAAGCAAACAAGAGAAAUGAGACAUCAAGAUCGACAAGGGUGAAGUGCACUGAGCCGAAGAAAAGAAGAGUGGAGCAUCAAGUAGUGGAAAACACUUCGGUGAAUAUGUCCGGUAAUAACAAUGAUCAUCUAUCAGCAGAGAUGGAGUACAUUAUGCCCAACAACAAUUACGACUACUAUGGGGAGGAUUUGCAGCAAUAUUCAACUGAUACUACGAGUUGUACCAAUGUUGCCACAAACUUAGACUUCGUUGCGGGUCAUGGUCAUGAUAAUGUCAUUCAGAUCAAUGAUGCAGAAGGAGACGAUACUAACUACUGGGACAAUCUGUUGAGUUCCUUACUAGCAGACUAA
Molecule: messenger RNA, 825 nt
Organism: Argentina anserina (silverweed cinquefoil)
Lineage: Eukaryota; Viridiplantae; Streptophyta; Magnoliopsida; Rosales; Rosaceae
Product: NAC domain-containing protein 83-like
Exons: 1
Coding region: 1-825 (274 amino acids)
Biological process (GO): regulation of DNA-templated transcription
Molecular function (GO): DNA binding
Source: RefSeq, a predicted model, not a curated record